AUGAUGUCUUGGUAUCUCACGACGCUACUUCUUCAGUCAAAGAUGAGGUCCUUCCACUGUCUAAUUCUUUCGUCCCGUCAUUCAGAUCCGAACCAAGUGCUCAUUCUCAAUUCUUCUUUCAAAUCAGGGUCUGAUAUCCUAGGAUCCCAUCAGUUGAACAAGCCGAAGUAUUUCCUCGGAUUUAUUGGAUCUUAA
This is a messenger RNA of Plenodomus lingam JN3, 195 nucleotides long. NCBI's taxonomy places the organism in Eukaryota, Fungi, Ascomycota, Dothideomycetes, Pleosporales, Leptosphaeriaceae. The record is from RefSeq and is a predicted model, not a curated record.